Rhinichthys klamathensis goyatoka is the source of this 587-nucleotide messenger RNA. It is a transcript of the gene cunh17orf67, whose product is annotated as chromosome unknown C17orf67 homolog. Bases 28 to 384 code for a protein of 118 amino acids. The record is from RefSeq and is a predicted model, not a curated record. The transcript has 5 exons. NCBI's taxonomy places the organism in Eukaryota, Metazoa, Chordata, Actinopteri, Cypriniformes, Leuciscidae.
GGGCAACUUCUUCUAAAUGACGUUGCCAUGUAUUUCAUUCUCCUCCUCAUAAGUUGGGGAGUGAAAAACUCAAGUGCAGUUAUUUCGAGCCGAGGACGGACAGAAGUGACAAUGAAGCUAUUGGCAUGCUUUUUUUGCGUUGUCUUAUUGGCCUUCUCCACUGAUGCAAACCCCAUCAUUAAGGAGAGCUUUGCAAAGCAGCUACUCCGCACUAAGAGACAGAAGCCUGGACACCCCGACGAACCUAUGAGGGAACACAUGCUACAUAUGCAGAGGCUGGAGCAAAGGGCUCGAGAGACCAGUAUGGAGAACUGGCUGAACCCUCACUGCUUCCCUCGUUGUGACCGCAGCUACCGGCUACCCUGUGUAACCGGCCCGCAGUGAUCCAUAGGCUGAAGACAAGAAUUCCGGCGACGACAAUGCUGAUCAAGACAACGAAAUGGAUUGCAAUCAAAAAGAAAAGAUCCAGAAAUGCUGAGGAGGCCAAGGACACAAAAAACACGAAGACACCCACCCAUCGAUAGUUUAGGAGCAUUGUAGAUGUGCUAUUUAGAUGGAACAUCUUAGAAUCGGUGUUUUUUAAACGA